AUGUCUUCGAAUAUUCCGAAGAAGUACGAUGUGUUUCUGAGUUUCAGAGGAGCAGACACGAGAACAAACUUCACCAGCCAUCUUUACACUGCUCUCACUCACAAAUCAAUCAAAACGUUCAUAGAUCACCAGCUCAACAGAGGAGAAUACGUUUGGCCAACACUUGCCAAAGCAAUCAGGGACUCCCACGUCUCAAUCGUUGUCUUCUCCGAAAACUACGCGUCCUCCACGUGGUGCUUGAAGGAGCUGGUGAAAAUACUCGAAUGCAGAAGAGAGCAGGGUCAGGUUGUUAUACCUGUGUUCUACAAGGUGGAUCCCACCCACAUAAGGAAUCAGAGUGGAAGUUACGAGAAGGCAUUUGCAAAGCAUGAGCGAGAACUUGGUGGCAGUCGCAUAGAACUAGAUGUUUUCAAGUGGAAAGCUGCUCUCAAAGAAGCAGCCAAUAUAUCAGGAUGGGACUUCCAAACUCACAGGGACGAAUCUCACGUCAUCGAGAAUGUUGUCAAUGAUGUAUUGCAAAAGCUGCAGCUGAGAUACCCUACUGAACUAAAAGGCCUUGUGGGAACUGAAAAAAUUUGUCAGAAGGUAGAAUUAUUACUGAAAAAAUUUAGUGUCAUUGGAAUUUGGGGUAUGGGGGGAAUUGGUAAGUCAACUAUUGCUAAAGUCUUGUUUGAAAAAAUAUUUCACAAAUAUGAUAAUGUCUGCUUUGUGGCCAAUUCAAAGGAAUAUUCCCUCGACAAGCUUUUCUUUGCACUAUUGAAGGAGGAAGUUCCCCCCUCAAAUGUGGUAGGAUCCGCAUUUGAUAUGAGAAGGCUCAGUAGUAAAAAGGUUUUCAUUGUACUUGAUGAUAUGGAUAGUUUAGAUUCGUUUGAGUUUUUAUGUAGAGAGUAUGGUGACUUACAUAGCGAUAGUAAACUCAUUAUAACAACAAGAGAUAGGCAAUUGCUUCAUGAAAGAGUUGAGUGGAUAUACAAAGUUAAGAAAUGGAAAAAUCCAGAAUCUCUGAAGCUUUUUUGCUUAGAAGCCUUCAAGAAAAGGCAUCCCCCAAAACGUUAUCAGAGUCUCUCAGAAAGUGCAGUUGAAUAUGCUGGUGGCGUUCCAUUAGCUCUUAAAGUUUUGGGUUCAUAUCUUCAUUCCAAAGGCAUUGAUUUUUGGAAAAGUACUUUAAGAAAACUCAACGAGUAUCCUAAUGAGAAGAUUCAGAAUGUGCUAAAAGUGAGCUAUAAUGGAUUGGAUGAUCUAGAAAGGAAUAUAUUUCUAGACAUUGCAUUUUUUUUCAAAGGAAAAAAGAAAGAUCAUGUCACGAGGAUAUUAGAUGCCUGUCGAUUUGAGGCAACCAGUGGAAUAGAAGUUCUCGAAGACAAAGCUUUGAUAACUAUUUCAAAUAGCAAAAUAAUUCAAAUGCAUGACUUGCUGCAUAAAAUGGGUUUGGAGAUAGUACGUCAAGAAUGUAAAGGAGAUCCUAGAAAACGUAGUCGAUUGAAGGAUAAUGAAGCUCGUGAAGUGAUCGAAAAAAACAAGGGAACUGAUGCAAUUCAAGGCAUAACAUUAGAUUUGUCUCAAAUUAAAGACUUAGUUUUGCAUGCUGACACAUUCACAAAGAUGAAAAGCUUAAGAUUUCUGAAAUUCUAUAGCACCUUGGGCCAGAGUUCUAGUAAUACUUACCUCAACCUUCCUGAAACUCUUGAGCCAUUUUCUGAUAAACUGAGGUACAUUGAGUGGAUUGGAUACCCUUAUGAGUCUCUUCCAUCACCUUUCUGUGCUAAGUUGCUUGUUGAGAUUCACAUGCCACGCAGCAAUGUUAAACAACUUUGGCAGGGGAUCCAGGAACUUGACAAUUUAGAGGGAAUUGACCUAAGUGAAUGCAAACAAUUUGAAGAGUUUCCAGAUUUGUCAACAGCGCCAAGACUUAAAUGGGUGAAUCUCUCCUAUUGUGAAAGUUUGUUGUAUCUUCAUCCAUCUAUUUUAUCCUCGGACACACUUGUUACUUUGAUACUGGAUAGGUGUACAAACCUUAAGAGAGUUAAAGGUGAGAAGCAUUUAAAAUGUCUAGAGAAGAUCAGUGUCAAUGGCUGCUUAAGUCUGGAGGAAUUUGCAGUGUCAUCAGAUUUAAUUGAAAACUUGGAUUUGAGCAAUACAGGAAUCCAAGCAUUGGACACAUCAAUAGGGCGUAUGCAUAACCUUAAGUGGCUCAAUCUAGAGGGUUUAAGACUCGGGCAUCUUUUGAUGGAGUUGUCUUGCUUGACAUCUCUCAAGGAGUUGAAGCUUGCUGAUAGUGGACUAGUGAUUGACAAGCAACAACUACUUGUCCUAUUUGAUGGGUUAAGGUCCCUAAAAAUACUAUAUUUGAAGGAUUGUAGUUACUUGUUUGAGCUACCUGACAACAUCAGUGUGUUAUCACAAUUACAAGAACUAAGGCUAGAUGGAAGCAAUGUGAAAAGGUUGCCUAAAAGCAUUAAGAAUCUUCAAGAGUUGGAAAUUCUGUCCUUGGAGAAUUGCAAGGAGCUUCAGAACCUACCAAUGCUUCCAUCCCUCAUCCAAUACUUAGGUGCCAUUAACUGCACAUCAUUGGUGAAAGUGUCAAACUUAAACACUUUGGCAACAAAGAUGUUGGGAAUGACCAAACGCAUUACAUUCAAGAACAGCUUGGAAUUGGAUGGACAAUCACUCGAACAUAUUAUGGAAAGCCUCCAUUUAACAAUGAUGAGUGCUGCAUUUGACAAUGUUUUAGUAAGAAUCCGUGGGGCGGUCAAUGGUUACAAUUACAAUAGUGUUGAGCUUUGUUUACAAGGAAGCAAGGUCCCAUGGCAGAUCACUCAUAAAACUACUAAGUCCUUCAUUAGCAUUGAACUUCCCAAUCGCUCCAACUUGCUGGGAUUAAUUUACUCAGUGGUUCUUUCUCCAGCUGGUGGAAUGAAGAAGCAUGGCACUAAGAUAAAAUGUAAAUGCCACUUUGCAGAAGAAGGUAUGAAGGAAGCAUGGCUAUCUAGUGAUAUUGGGGGAUUGAACUCGGAUCAUGUUUAUGUGUGGUAUGAUCCAUUCCACUGUGACAGUAUUCUCAAAUAUUAUGAACCAAAGGUUUGUUUUGAGUUCUGUGUUGCAAAUGAUGAGGGGGAAGUUGAUGGCUCCAUUUGUAUUAAAGAGUGUGGAAUACGCCUUAUAAGUGUUUCGGAUGUGCAGAGUGUUUUAGAAGAGUUGAACUUGGAUUCAAAUAAGAAAAAGGACUUUGAGAAGGGAGUGAAGCUGGAAACAGGACAAAAGAUAACUUUCAGAACAAUUGAACAAUAUGAUGUGGAGGAAAGUAAUGGCAUAAGAAACCAGAUAGGGAAUAUACGAGAGGAAUUGAGUGAAGAAAGCUCCUCUGAUAAUAUAAUAGGAAUAAAGAUCUUUGAGAGGAAAGAAAAUUGGGAAAGUGAUGACGAGGAACCUCUUGAGAUCUCGAGAAAAAGAAAAGGUAGGGCUAAACCCAAGGGAUUGGUCACCAGAAAAAAGACCUUUCAAAGCUAUUCAAAAUUAAAGAAGCUCAAAAAACAGAAAGGAUCUUUGGAGUCUUCAAACGAUUCAGCUGUUCGACCAGAAACAUGUUUUGAAAAAGAACCUACCACUGCAGAAGAUGGUGGUAGCAAACCAGCACAAUUUGAAGCAAAAUUUGCUUCCAGUACGGAUGAUAAUGAAUCUCGAAAGCAGCCCAAAAAAUCUCAUAAAAGAAUGAAAGUGAAAUUUAAGAUUCCAAACCUUUCACCAUCAGCUUUUGGGAAAGUGGAUAUGGAAUCUGUUUCUGAACCAGCUCAGGGGAAAAGUCAAUCCCUAGAGGAAGAGCCUGCUUUGAAUCAAGAGGCUAUAGAAUCAUCUUUUACAAAUUCAUAUGAAGAAGAAGAAAUAGCUCCCAGUGUUGAACCAAACAAAGAGGCAUUAGGGGUUUUACCAUCUCAAGAUCAACCAGACGUUGGAACCAGUAAGGUGAUUUCAGAACACACCCCUAUGGAGAUUGAUGAUUAUCUAAACAAACUUGAUGAUGAUCCCUUUGCACUCCUCGAUUUCCUAUCAAGUAAUGUUUCAAUUUCAUCCAAGCUAUCGCAAACUACAAUUCAACAGUCUGACUCAACUGAAAACAUUUCUACCAUUCUUCAAGAACUUCGAUCUUUGGCCUUCUCUCAAUCUUUGUUGUGCAACAUUCAACGAGUUGAAUACAGAGAACAAGUUGAGGAAACUUUGAAGAAACUUGAUAAUUAUGUUCAAGAUCUAUCUGAGAGCCAAAACAAGGGGCUAGAUGAAUUCAUUGCCCUCUACAAAAAAGUAGUGACAAUUUGCAUGGACAAAUCCUUGAAUGAAGAAAAGGUCAAAAAGAUUGAAAUUGAGAAAAAGCAAGCUUUUGACAAAAUUCUAGAUUCCAAAUCUAAAGUUCAAAAGCUAGAUGAUGUUGUUUCAAUGAAUAAGGUUAAAAUUGAGACUGUGGAAAAACGCCAAAAAGAGAUACAAGAUGCCAUCAAGAAAUUAGAAGAAGAAAACGAGGGCUUAAAUAAAGAGAAGACUAAACUUGAAACUGCCAACUCGAAGCAUUUGACCAAUAAAGAAGAAAUUAUUGAAUCUGUCAAGUAUAUUUCAACUUCAUUGGGCAAGGUAGUGAAAAAUCUUGCUGAACUUGACAAGGAGAGAUUAAGGUUAAAUGCAGAUUUUGAGAAUCUGAAGGAGCCUUACAAAAAGAUGAAGAGAAGCCCUCCAUUUUAAUUUUGAUCCCUUUUCCAUUUCUAUUGUAAUUAUUUCAUUUUGACGGGCUCAAAAUAAUUAUUGAGAUUCUAUGUAUGAUUUUGAUUUCA
This is a messenger RNA of Cajanus cajan (pigeon pea), 4817 nucleotides long. RefSeq names its product disease resistance protein RPP2B. Gene Ontology annotation, molecular function: ADP binding. The record is from RefSeq and is a predicted model, not a curated record. NCBI's taxonomy places the organism in Eukaryota, Viridiplantae, Streptophyta, Magnoliopsida, Fabales, Fabaceae. Gene Ontology annotation, biological process: defense response; signal transduction.